AUGUCUUUUCAUGCAACUUUCAAAUUAGGCAUGUUAAAUUCAAAAACUCUUCAAUGUACUUUUACCUUUAUUGUUACCGUCAAAUAUAAUUAUCUAAAAGGUCGUAUUACAAAUCUCAAUGGUUUAUCAGAACCUUCAUUGUCAAAUAAAAUUUACUUGUUAGAUACUAAAUUCCCUAAUAACUAUAUUUGGGUUGAUAAACUUGAACCAAAAAGUAUAUCUGCUUCAAAUACAACUACAACUGCUUCGGAUUCUAAAAAUACCGAUGGUAAAAAAAAUACUAUAGUUGCUGCAAUAGGCGGAAUUUUAGGUUAUCUUACACAUCAAAAUGGAUUAACAGAAAUUUCGAUUUACUUGUUAGAUAUUUAUAUCUCUAAUAACUUUAUUUGGGUUGAUAAAUUUGAACAUAAGCCUACACCUUCAAAUACAAUUUUACCAAAACCUACAAUGCCUCCGGCUUUUCCAAAAUUUAAUUUUGUAAUUGGUGCAUUGAGCGGAAUUGUGGGUACCGCAAUUUUAAUGAUGAUUGGGAUCCUUGGCUAUAAAUGGUAUCAAAAAAAGGAAACAAAAUGA
Funneliformis caledonium is the source of this 573-nucleotide messenger RNA. Lineage: Eukaryota; Fungi; Glomeromycota; Glomeromycetes; Glomerales; Glomeraceae. The record is from the annotation of a GenBank genome assembly.